Oryctolagus cuniculus (rabbit) is the source of this 5358-nucleotide messenger RNA. Lineage: Eukaryota; Metazoa; Chordata; Mammalia; Lagomorpha; Leporidae. The record is from RefSeq and is a predicted model, not a curated record.
AAGGUGUUACAUACGAAGAGCAUGAGCCUGCCUCCCCAGCCCCACCUGCAUUUCAGAUCUCUUGUGACAUCAUUCACACAGAAUCCCACCACUAUGAUGCCAUCUGCAUGAAGUCCUCAACAGACUUGAGCAGAAGCAGAUACCCAGCCUGAGGACCUCCAGAACUCUCUCUACUCUGAUGGAUUGGCUCUGUCAGAAGAAACGCCACUAAAUUCAGGCUGAAUGCAACCAACUCAAAGGGAGGCAAAGACCUGCAGUGUCUCCUGCCUACCUCGCUUUGCUCUCAUGGCUGUGGCUGAGGUCCUGCUGCAUGGGAGGUUCACUGUCCUGAAACUCUGGCUGGGAGUGGGUCUCUUUCUUUCUGGAUGGCUCCACAUUGGGCACUCUCAACAGCACAAGCACUCAGAAGUGGUAAUACCCUUGAGGUUAACUGGCACUGGGAAAGGUAUGAAGACUCCAGGCUGGCUCUCCUAUAGCCUGCACAUUGAAGGGCAGAGACACAUUAUCCACAUGAAGGUCAGAAAGCUUUUGUCAUUCAGACACUUCCCUGUGUUCACCUACACAGACGAGGGAGCUCCCCAUGAAGAUCAGCCUUUUAUCCAGGAUGACUGCCACUAUCAGGGUUAUGUGGAAGGACAGCCAGAAUCCACUGUUGCUCUUAGCUCCUGUUUUGGGGGCUUGCAAGGAAUGCUACAGAUAAAUGGCAUUUUGUAUGAAAUCAAGCCCAAAAAGUUUUCUACCACACAUGAACAUCUGAUUCAUAGACGACAUUACAUUGAGACAGAAUUCCAGUCUACGGAAUGGCAAUCAGCAGAAGAGAUAGCAGAGCAACUAGGGUUUCAAGACAGUAAGAAUCGCCCUCUUAUGCAAGAAAACUAUGAGGGGAUGUGGACCCACAGAUGGAAUUUAGAAUAUGCAGUGGUUCAAGACCAUCCACGAUUCCUUUUCCGGAAUGGCAAUGUCACACAGAUGAUACAGGAUGCAUUAGUCGUGAUGAAUGAACUAAAUUCUGUUUUUGAUAAAAUUGAUGUGUUUAUUGCUUUAGUUGGAUUGGAGAUUUGGAAUGAACAAAACUUCCUGCCAAAUUACACAUCUAUGAGUAGAAUACUAAAUGAUUUUUGCAAUUGGAAGAUGAUGAAUUUGGAUGCCCGAAUGCCACAUGAUAUUGCCCAUAUUUGGGUGUAUUAUAAGACUUGGCUGAAUGCUGAUUCAAAGGCGGGAAGUGUAUGCAAACAGAAUAGCUGUUCAGCCACUAAAUUUUUAUUAGAUGAGGACUUACUUGAUUUUGUACUUAUUGUGGCACAUGAGAUUGGUCAUAAUUUGAAUUUCCCACAUGAUACAGGGAAAUGUACAUGUGGGAGGCCCACAUGUGUAAUGUCUCCAACUGAUCGUGUGACAGAAGCAUUUAGCAACUGUAGUAUUAAUUCUUUAUUAAUAAUUAUGCAACAAACAACCUGUAUGCGCAACACACCACAUCGCGCAAAAUACAUAUGUGGGGACGGUAUGGUUGAUGGAAACGAGCAGUGUGACUGUGGAACCUAUAAGCAGUGUGAACAAGAUGCCUGUUGUUUUACAAACUGUACUCUGAAACCUGGGGCUGUCUGUGCUUCUGGGCUUUGUUGCAAGGACUGCCAGUUCAGGGAAAUAGGGGAAAUGUGUAGAAAACAGGAAAAUGAAUGUGAUCUUCCAGAGUGGUGCAACGGAACAUCAGCGGAGUGUCCAGAAGAUGUCUACAUACGAAAUGGACAGACUUGCAUGGGAACUAGCCACUGCUACAACAAAAGUUGCCCUUCCCGGGAGAGGCAGUGCAAACAAAUUUUUGGCGAGGAAGCCACGAAUGCAAAGCAGGUGUGCUACAGUGAAAUGAAUACCCGUGGUGAUCGUUUUGGUAAUUGUGGUAAUGAUACCGUAUCAUAUACAGCAUGUGAUACUACAGAUGUUAUGUGUGGGAGAAUUCAGUGUGACACUGUGAAAACAAUCAGCAUGAAUGAAGACCAUACUUCUGUGCAUUGGAUUAACAUCAAUGGCACUUCUUGUUGGGGCACUGACUACCACUUCGGGAUGACCAUAGCUGACACUGGUGAUGUGAAAGAUGGUACAGAGUGUGAUGUAAACUCUAUAUGUGUCAACAGGAAGUGCACCUUUGUGUUACCUCCAGUAUAUACUUGUUCACCUAAAUUCUGCCAUGAGCAUGGAGUCUGUAACAGCAAAGACCACUGCCACUGUGACUCUAAGUGGGACCCACCCACCUGUGAAGAAGAAGGUAUAGGAGGUAGUAUUGACAGUGGACCCCCUGGUAAAAAAAGAAAACGCAAAAAACAAAAAAGAAGCGCCCUUUAUAUUUGGCUACUUAUUUUGUUGAUUUUAUUAUUGCUUUUGCUUUUAUGUAUGUUGUGUUUCCUUUGCAAGAAGAAGAAGAAAUCCUCUGAGGAAAAAGAGAAAACUGCUCCUCCACCUGAGGGAACCCCUGGAGCUGCUCCUCCACCCCCAGAAACGCCUGGAGCUGAAGCUCCACCCCCGGAAACGCCUGGAGCUGCUCCUCCACCCGCGGAAACGCCUGGAGCUGCGCCUCCACCCGCGGAAACCACUGGAGCUGCUCCUCCACCCGCGGAAACGCCUGGAGCUGCUCCUCCACCCACGGAAACGCCUGGAGCUGCUCCUCCACCUGCAGAAACACCUGGAGCUGCAGCUCCACCCCCGGGAGAACCAGGUGCUGGACCACCACCCGAGGGAGCGCAGAGUGUUUCAGCUCCACCUUAAGGAGAGUAGAAUCUCUUAAUUCUCCUAAGAUGAAAGGGGGAAGAUUCACACUUACUGAAAAUAACCCCGACCUUUGGAAUUUCCCUUACAUUUGUUUUUUCUGUUGUCCUGGCAGUAGAAAUGUCAUUGCAUGUGGCAGAAAGACUUGAAAAACCUUUAAAACCCACUAUGUCAUCUCAAUCAUAAAUGAAACCUAAUAAAUGAAGGUGAAGUCCUAGUAUAUUCAUACUUCUCAUUGCUUUAAGAAAUUUUGAAGGCUUAUUUUCCAUGGAAUUAGUCUCUUUGUUUCUCCUGACCAAAGGCAGUGACCAAGAUGGGGUGGGUCGGGGUUCAUUUUCUGUCUUGGUAUUCCAAACCUCUUUCCUGUUUGGCCUCCUGCGUGUUUUGCCACACGAGGGAUGGGAAAUGAUGACUGGCAUUUCUUCUUGGCCAGACCCCCAUUGGUUUCUGCCUAUAAAGUACAAGCUAGACGGGUACUAUAAACCUGUUUCAGUGUUGUCUCAGUACCAGCUUUCUCCAUGGUUACAGCCGUAGCCUUCACUCAGGAAAUUAACACUACGUAUAGACAUAUUUAGUAGCUUCCAGAACCUGCAUUAGUGUAAGCCCCAGGUAUCCUAGGAGUCACCAAAGAGCACGUCCUAAGGAUUGAGUCGCAGGUCUCUGAGCCCCUGCCAAAUUCCAAAGGUCCCACCAUCAAGCUGGCUGUACUCAAUUCCCAAGCAGUAGGUUCAAACAACCCCAACCACUUCCCAUUGAACUCCAGUGAUCACUACACCUGCUAGUUAGAUUGCCAGUGCUUCUCGUAGUAAUGAAAGUUCUCAUUUUGUGGUUGAUCUCUGAUGGAUACAAAACUCACCAAGGUAUAGUGAAGAGGACAGGGAGGAACCAGACAGCAGGAAGAUCUAAUUUUUCUCACCACUGGACUUUACCGUCAUCGGGAAUGAUGUAAACAGACAUAAAACAUCUUCAGAACCUAUAAACAGAGGAUAAGGGCAUUUGCCAGCCAACCCCUUUGCAACACAGAUUAUAAAGCAGGAUAAGAAGAUGUUUAGCAUUCUGUGUAGGAUACUAAUAAGCCUUAGAUAACAAUAUUUCCCCUCAGGUGGGGGAAACUAGAAAUCCCAAUUAAACUUUAGUAAACAUAUUUUAAAAGUUUCAGAGAGCUCUGGAAGCAAGGAGAACUAGAUGAACUAAAACUUUUCAUGGAAAACAACUUUAAAAAAAGCUGAGUAUGGACAGCCCUUUUUCCUUGGGACAUGCGCUGAUGCUGGAUGUACCUGAGGUUGAGGCCUGGCCUGAAAAAGGAUCUCUGCUGAGAGAAAGGGAAAGCACAGAUCUUCUUAGUUGCUGCACAGGAAAAGGUUCAUGAAGUAGACCUUUUGAGGGCUUCGAUAUAGGAUCGUGUUUCCUCAAAACACAUUAGCUGUGUUUUGAGAGCCAGAGCUGUGUCGUAGCGGGAAAAGCCACUGCCUGCAGUACCAGCAUCCCAAUUGGGCACUGGUUCAAUCCUGGCUAUUCCACUUCCAAUCCAGCGCUCUGCUAUGGCCUGGGAAAGCAGUGGAAGAUGGCCACAGUGCUUGGGCCCCUGCACAAGUGUGGGAGACCUGGAAAAAGAUCCUGGUACCUGGCUUCAGAUCGGGGCAGCCUCCAGCCAUUGUGGCCAGUUUGGGAGUGAACCAGCAUAUGGAUGACCUCUCUCUCUCUGUUUUCCUUCUCUCUCUGUGUAACUCUGACUUUCAAAUAAAUAAAUAAUUUUAAAAUUAGCUGAACUCGUGGGCUUUGCGAGAGCCCCAAAUGAUAACCUGCAAUUUUUAAAAAAAGAUUAUUUAUUUUACAUGAAAGUUAUAGUUACACAGAGAGAGAAGGAGAGGCAGAGAGAGAGAAUCUUCCAUACGCUGGUUCACUCCCCAAUUGGCUGCAAUGGCUAGAGCUGCACCAAUCUGAAGCCAGGAGCCAGAGCUUCUUCCAGGUCUCCCACACUUGUGCAGGGGCCCAAGCACUGUGGCCAUCUUCCACUGCUUUCUCAGGUCAUAGCAGAGAGCUGGAUUGGAAGUAGAGCAACGGGGACUCAAAAGGACACCCUUAAGGGAUGCUGGCACUGAAGGUGGUGGCUUUACCCAUUACGCCACAGCGCCGGCCCAACCUGUAAUUUCUAAGAGGCAUAGUUUUCUAAAAUCAUGUCAUACCUGAGACACAAGACAUAGUAAAAGAGGGUUUGUUCCAUUCAGAGGCUUUACUUGGGGUCAGCACUGUGGCUUUGUAGACUAGGCCUCCAUCUGGGCGCCGACAUCCCACAUGGGUGCCAAUCUGUGAGCUGCCUGCUCCUCUUCCAGUGAAGCUCUCAGCUCACGGCUGGGAAAGCAGUGGAAAACGGCACAACCUCGUAGGCCCCUCUACUCACGUGGGGGACCUGGAGGAAGCUCCUGGCACCUGGCUUCACGGUGGUCCUAGCUCUUGCUAUUGUGGCCAUUUGGAAAUUGGAUGACUUUUCUAUCUGUCUCUCCUUCUGUCAGUAAAUCUUCCUCUCAAAUAAAUAAAAAUCGAAAAUAGCAAAGAUCCUUGGAUGGACACUUAGCUACAAGUUAGGUAUCCAGUUUU